AUGGCUUAUGACAAGCUUCUAACAAAUGAUAAGAGGAGUAGAUGGUUUGGAGCAUCCCCAUAUUGUCACAAAUGUAGCAAUGAAAUUGAGAAUUCCAUUCAUGUCCUUAGGAAUUGGCCAUUGUCACUAGUUUCACAACUUGGUGACCAAAUUGGUCACAAAUUCUCGUAUUGUUUGGUUCCUUUUGGUUCAAAUUCUACAAGCAAGCUGAAAUUUGGGGACGAUGCAAUCAUUUCAGGAAACGGAGUUGUGUCAACUCCGUUAACCAUCAAUUCCUCUACACCUACUUAUUACAAUCUUAAUCUUGAAGGCAUAACCGUUGGUAAUAACACGAUUCAGAGUACUCAAAAUUCUAGCAACAUAAUCAUUGAUUCGGGGACAACGUUUACUUAUCUUGACCCAAGUAUGUUCAAUGAUAUCGUGACUCUGGUCACCGAAUCCUCAGCUGUUGAGGCAGUGCAAGACCCUCCAAAACCGUACGGUUUUUGCGGCAGUUUCCAAGGAUCAAGUGUUAACCUUAACGUGCCUUAUUUCGUGUUUCACUUUACUGGUGCUGAUGUUGCUUUGACAACUGAAAACAUGUACACCGUUGUUGACAACAACUUGCUCUGCUUGCUGCUGCUACCCAACACCGAAUUAAAUGGAUUGUCCCUCUUCGGAAAUUUGGCGCAGGUGAAUUUUCAGGUAGAGUAUGAUCUUCAAGGGAAUAAGGUUUCUUUUGCUCCUGCUAAUUGUACUAAUAGUAAUUAGCAUAUUCUUGUUACUUACGCCUUUUGUGUAUUAAAUAAAAUAAGAUAAUAAGAUUGUGUUAUAUGCAUUAUGCAUAGGUUUUAUA
Arachis ipaensis is the source of this 835-nucleotide messenger RNA. The record is from RefSeq and is a predicted model, not a curated record. NCBI's taxonomy places the organism in Eukaryota, Viridiplantae, Streptophyta, Magnoliopsida, Fabales, Fabaceae.